Molecule: messenger RNA, 1699 nt
Organism: Cuscuta campestris
Lineage: Eukaryota; Viridiplantae; Streptophyta; Magnoliopsida; Solanales; Convolvulaceae
Source: the annotation of a GenBank genome assembly
CCGGUGGAAGAGGCUUCAAGCGAUGACGACAAUGAAUUCGGGCUCGUCAUCAAGAAGUUUCACAAGUUCAUGAAGAAGGAAUUUGAGCGGAAGGGAAGGAAGCACGACGGUCCUCCCAAGUGCUACGGCUGUGGCGAGAUUGGCCACAUCAAGCCAAGGUGUCCAAAGGCCAAACACGGCAAGGACAAGUCUGGCUUCAAGAAGCAAAGGGCCUACAUCUCUUGGGGUGGCGAUUCCGGCGACGAAUCAACCGACCAAGAGGAGGACGAAGCUGCAAAUCUCUGCCUCAUGGCACACGAAGAUCAAAGCAACGACGUCCAAGAGGCAUCAAGUGUACUUUGGUACCUUGAUAGAGGAUGCUCCAAGCACAUGACUGGGGAUGCAUCCAAGUUUCUCCAAAUCAAACCUGCUAAAGGAGGAAACGUAGUUUUUGGAGACAAUAGCAAGGGAAAAAUUAUCGGCAUUGGUUCAGUAGGUAAAUCUGAAAACUCCUCUAUAGAUAAUGUCUUGCUUGUUAAAGACAAGAGCAGGGCUGCUACCUCCGGGAAAUCGAAGUCUAAAUCCCGGGCACCGUCCACAACCUCCGAAGAACGCCUCUACUACGGCGAUGGGUCGUACCUCUGGUUCGAUUCCGAGGAGGAGCGCACCCGAUUUCUCACCUUUUUCUCUAAACGGGUUGUGGCUCCCCCACGGAUCAUCCCGGAGCGCUACCCGGAGUUGGAGGGCUACGACGACCUCGACGCGCAGCUUCAUCAAGCAGGCCUUUGGCCGUUCGUCUCCCGGGCACGCAAGGAGAUCAACCCGGCACUGAUCCGGGCCUUCUACUCCAACCUCCGGCGUGAGGACGACGUGCUCUACUCGCUCGUCAAGAGCACGCCGAUCGAGCUCACCGUGGAGCAGCUUGGGCGCAUCGCCGGCCUCCCCUUCCAAGGCGAUAAUGUGUCUCACUAUGGUGGAGAGGAUUGGGUGCUCAACAACGAGGGCCUUAUCCUCAACGAGCUUGGCAUCAUCGAGCUCAAACGCCAUGCCUCGGGCCGCCCAACCAUCCACUCCGCCAACCCCAAAGGCCGCCUCGUCCUCUACAUCGUCUCCCGGAUCAUCAAACCGAGGAAGCACGGCCACACCAUCAUGCACGGUGAAGACCUCAAGCUCAUCCAUGCGAUCAUGCAUUCGGCCCCAAUCAAUUGGGCAAAGUUUGUCAUGAUCAACAUGACGAUUGCCGCGUCCACCGACCACGAUCACCUUCUCCCGUACCCGUUUUUGGUGAUGGACAUCCUUGAACGGUUCAAGGCCCGAGCCAACCUUGCCUCCAUCGCCGACUCCCUCAACCGGCUCCACCUCAAGGUUGACGGGAUGGGGAGCUAUCUUGAACGGCUCGACGUGGCUGUUCAACGCCAAGGAUACGCGAUGAACUCGUACUUCCAAGGCAUCAACUACGUCCCCCCACCGUACCACGGCAUGUUCUUUGGGCAAGUGUACGGUGACAAAGACGAAGCCGAUGACUCCUACGCCCCGUCAAGCUCCCCGGAGGAAGACAAGUUCGACGAUGCCAUCGAUGGGGAUGAGAUGGACGUCGACGACGACGAGAAGGAAACCGAAGACGAAGACUAGGACUCCCCUAGAAUUUCUAUCUCUUUUACUUUAAUGCUUCCGUUGUACUCCGUUAUUUCCCUUUAUUAAAUAAAAUCAAUUUCAUUUA